This is a messenger RNA of Dermacentor silvarum, 1308 nucleotides long. Its product is annotated as epoxide hydrolase 4. Lineage: Eukaryota; Metazoa; Arthropoda; Arachnida; Ixodida; Ixodidae. The coding region runs from base 691 to 1308 and encodes 205 amino acids. The record is from RefSeq and is a predicted model, not a curated record. The transcript has 4 exons. Gene Ontology annotation, molecular function: hydrolase activity.
GAUAAGUAGAAUAGGUCCGUUGGCUGCACCGGUGCAAAUGCUUUGGACAGGUGCCCCGAUCGCACUGACUGCAUGCAAUCUCGGUCUUGUCCUUUGUAUAGUCCAGCGACGUUCGUUAUUUGCAGGGCAUCGUCGAAAGCUGACCGACGCGGCAUGCGACGUCAUCAUCCGUGGGUGGAGGCAUCGGACGUCGCGGAAGACUGGAAACCGUAGUCUUCAAUCUGGAACAUAUCGGCGGAGCGUUUCGCUGUACAUCGAAUCAAAGACUCACAAGAGGCAGUUGUUUACCCUUGUCCGACAGCCGAGUGGAGACACUCGGUGGCUGCUACUACAGCAAGCAGCAGGCUGCUGGAUUGCAUAACAUCACAGGGCUAGCAUAUAAGCAAUCAAAAUCAAACACAUCAGGCCUAUUGCGGAGGUGAUCAGCGGGGCGACGAAGGUCACGUUUUAUUCCAGGGUACCCCUGUGGAUAAAGACUGCUGACAUUCAAUUCAUUUCAGCCACUCGGAGUCGGGAUCAUUCCGAGCUCGCAUUGCUGUCAUCGUCCUCAGCUUCUGCCAGAACCACUGGUGCACACGGCAGCCGCACCUACAACUACAAAACUCUCGACAUAUCAAGUUCGCGUUUGUGGUGGACUGUGUAUUUAGAGUGCCUGUUGCUGAAACGCUGGACAAUAGCUCAACAGUACGCAUGGCUUCCACCAGUGCAUUGCAGCGGUUGGUGAGCACCGCCCUGCUCCUGUCCAUCGGAGCUUUUCGGGGUGCGCUCAUGAUGAUCAGCGUCGCUCUUCAAGUCCUAUUGAAAGGAAAGUGUGUCUUGGAACCCAAGGAACGCCGCGAGGAGCCCGAGUGCCUGCGGGACCCGGCGUUGGGCUCCCACGAGUUUGUCACGCUGGAGGAUGUGACGUUGCACUACGUGUCGGCCGGAAGCAGAGACAAGCCGCUGGUACUGCUCUUGCACGGCUUCCCGGACUUCUGGUUUUCCUGGAAGUGCCAGAUACUAGACCUCAAGAAGGACUUUUGGGUCGUUGCUCCGGACCUCCGUGGUUAUGGCCAGUCGUCAAAGCCCGCCAACGUCGAUGACUAUCAGACAUUUAAGCUCAUCGAAGACGUCCAUGGACUCGUCAAAUCGCUCGGCCGGAGCAAGGUGACGAUCGUCGGCCAUGACUGGGGUGCGGUGAUUGCCUGGUGCUUCGCCACGAAGCACGAAGACAUGGUGGAAAAGCUAAUCAUCGUCAAUGGCCCGCAUCCCAUGGCCAUGCAGCACCAGCUUCACAACAGCCUCGACCAGAUCGUCAAGUCAUGGUAA